Aedes aegypti (yellow fever mosquito) is the source of this 2154-nucleotide messenger RNA. It is a transcript of the gene ImpL2, whose product is annotated as neural/ectodermal development factor IMP-L2. The transcript has 3 exons. Gene Ontology annotation, cellular component: neuron projection. Bases 881 to 1684 code for a protein of 267 amino acids. The record is from RefSeq and is a predicted model, not a curated record. NCBI's taxonomy places the organism in Eukaryota, Metazoa, Arthropoda, Insecta, Diptera, Culicidae.
AAUCAGUUUUCAUUUUGCUCUUGCAUUGAAAGCAUCUCGUUCCUAAGCCAAACCGAACCUUCUCGUAGGAUUUCUGUUCGAUCUCCCUUGCAAGUUCGCUGCUAUCGAAGGAAGGCUAUUCAUCAUCAUCCGUCAGACAUCGUCGUUUGGCCGUUAGUCCACCAACCCAAUUUAUAUUCUCGGUGGUGUCAACUUGUCGAGAGACAGUUCUGAAAACAAUACAACAAGUGUGUGGCGAAGCAAAAUCGUGGUUUUACGUCAGCAAAAAAAAAAAAUAUUAAUCGGUUGCCUCGAACGAUCCAUUUAAUGUCAGUCAGAGCGGAAAGUUUGCCAUCGAAAGGAGAGUUUCAAAUUAUCAUCAAUCGCGUGUGUUUAUAUACAAUCGGAAUUUAAUGAGUCCUUGCAGACGCGUUUCUUAAGCCAGAGUGUGCGGUGUUCUCAGAGGUCAACAAUUGAUCCGCUAAGCGACGUGACUUAUUGCCGCCAAUCUGAAUCCCAGUGUGCACUGUUAGCGAGUGUUGAGGAGAUUUACAUUACGUACCCUUACGCUACAGUUGGCCAUAUGUUAAGCUACGCUCAAAAAGUGAAUCUACUUAACUUAAUGCUGCUGAAUGUGCUGAUAAAAUACCUUAUAAACUCUAAUGUUACAUAACGUUUGGCUAGAACGCUAGAAUACGAAUCCCGUUGAAAGUCCUUACUGAAAAGUGGAAUUGCCAGGCAACAAGCACAAACCCAAAAGGUGCAACGUUAAUCGGAAAAGCGAAUACAAGUCAAGAAACCCCUGGCAAGAGUAAAAGUGUAAUAAAUUCUUGCUACUCGGUUGGAAAGUACCCGCGAUAUAUUGCAUCCCGGCCGGAAAAGAAAAUCAAUUCAUAAAGGAAUGAUGAAUCUCAAAAUACUGUACCUGCUGGCCAUGGCGGCCAUGCUAGCGCCUCAGAUCAACGGGCGUGCGGUAGACCUUGAUCAGGAUAACUCACUGUCAGCAUCAUCGUCCUCUUCGGUGCCCCGCAUGUCCCGACCCAAUUUCGUGAAAAUCACCUCACCCCCUCCAGUGCAAAUCACCCAAGUCCGUGGCAGUACCAUUGAGCUCGAGUGCGAAGUCAUGGGAUCGCCAACUCCUACCGUACAGUGGGUUCACGGCAGUGGUCAAACGGCAGAUUGGGACGAUGCCACCAUGAACAUCAUUAGCGAAAGCAGUCCUACGACAAUGGCUCGUGUAGUGUCGCGAUUAGUAUUGGAUCAUUCGUCACAUGCCUCUGAAAGUACCUACACCUGUAUCGGACGAUCAGGAGGUCAAAUGGCUCUUGCUUCGACCACUGUCUAUCACGUUGAAGCCGCCAGGGCCAACUUCACGGACUUAAUGAAACCAGCCCAUCAUCUUUUCAUGCAUCUGAAACCCGCUCGUGUCACGCUCCACUUCAGGGCGUUAUUCGAGUACAUGGGAUCAACCGUCAUCCUACCCUGCAAAACUGUGGGUCGCCCUCUACCGGAAGUCACUUGGAAAAACGAAGAAGGUAAUGCUAUCGGAAGCAUGCAAGAUCCCCGUUUCCAUACGCUCCCCACCGGAGAAUUGGUCAUCAACGAUCUCCGAUGGUCCGACAUGGGCUCGUACACCUGCGUUGCCAAGAACGCCAUUUCCAAAGAUGAAGCGGAAACCUUCCUCUAUCCUAUUCGUCCCAACUAACUCUCAUCAUCGUAACCAUUAAACAUGACAAGUGAAGCACUCUCUUGGACUAUGAGUAAUGGACUCCGAAAGCACUAAUUGAAAAACGUAAAGUUACUAUUUUCAACAGUCAGUUAUAAACACUUAUGCCAUUUACUUAACUUAUUAUAUAUUUAGGAUCGAAGAGAUAUCGAUUAAUUUAUUUAAACAAUCUUAAAAAAAGUAUUUUAAAUUAACACAUAACACAUGAUUUCACUAGAAUACUACGAAAUAAGUUAAAACUAAAUGUUGAAACUCGAAAAUGCCACCAGGCACGAGCAGAAGCGUGAAUUUUAUCACCAUACCUGUAAACUGUACAUAGAAUUAAAUGCAAAUGGAAAACCCAGAAAACUGAAAAGAUCUUUAUAAAAAAAAAUACCGGUGCAUAGAAAUGAGAAAAGCUAAUCUCUAAGUACAAUAAAACCUCUCCAAACAAUUUAAAUUACCCGAAA